Molecule: messenger RNA, 1113 nt
Organism: Linum trigynum
Lineage: Eukaryota; Viridiplantae; Streptophyta; Magnoliopsida; Malpighiales; Linaceae
Source: the annotation of a GenBank genome assembly
GAUAGAGGAUGUAGUAGAAUCAAAUCUCUUCCUCUCAAUUGAUUCCUCGAAUGAACUGAUCCGAUCUUUCCAGCUCCAAAUCUUUCCCGCUUUACAUAACUCUUUCAAAGAAGAGAUCAAUGCCUUCCUCAUUUGUUUUUCGAGUAAGCCCCUAUAAGAACCAUCUUAGUUCAGUAGAAUCAUCAUCCCAUAUUCAGCAAAAAGCAGCCGUUUAUUAUUUCCUCCUCACUCAUUCCAUCACCAUGGCACCGAGCAAUCCCCAGCUCAAAGUGCAACUUGCUCCUGCUGCCCUAUUCUCCAAUCGAGGAUUCCGAAACUCGGAAGCAUACUCCAGGUAUCUCCGAAGCUUUCAAGAUCGUGCUCUCCACCCUUCAUUCCUCAUUCCUCCCACCACCUUCAAUCAGUAUAGACUGCGAGUCAAUGGGUAUCUCAAUGACCUUGGGUGGAACUCCCUACUCCAGAACCGGCUCCUCGAUCAGUGUCCUGAAGCUGUGAGGAUGUUCUAUGCAAGUAUGCAGUGCGGCCCUGGACGUAAUCCGUCAUACUUCACCACAACUGUCUACAAUUUCAGUGUGACUGUUACUGCUGAAAUCCUGGCCAACUUGUUGCACCUUCCUCAUGGUGGCUACACUGCUGGAACUAUUGAAGACUUUGACAGCUAUGGGUUUCAUCCCAUAGACACUAUGUCGUACCUAGCCAGACUCUGAAAGCUCUACACUUCUACAUUACGCGUAUGUUUCUCCCUCGAGCUGCUGAAACGACUACUACCCUUGAAGAAUCUGACCUCUGGAUUAUGUUCAACGAAAGGACAAGCUACCCAAUCAGCUAUGCUUCCCUCAUGUUUAAUCACAUGAUUAAAUAUCGAGAGGAAGACUGCAGUGGAAAGCUCCCAUUUAGACCGCAAAUCACCUCAUUGCUGGCAAUUUUAGGGGUCGAUUUGUGUGGGAAACUCACUAACCGAGAGGUUCACGAUGACCUCCAAGCCCAGCAUGUUCUUCGCCACACGCUUUCGGUGCUUAGACCCGGAAAACUUGCCAAAGUUCAAGGGGGAGACAAAGCUGCUAAGUCUGGAACAGAUUCUGAAGAAGAGGUCAAUGAAGUGGAAGAGGAUAC